Molecule: messenger RNA, 1090 nt
Organism: Dioscorea cayenensis subsp. rotundata (Guinea yam)
Lineage: Eukaryota; Viridiplantae; Streptophyta; Magnoliopsida; Dioscoreales; Dioscoreaceae
Product: cytochrome P450 71A2-like
Exons: 2
Coding region: 148-903 (251 amino acids)
Molecular function (GO): iron ion binding; oxidoreductase activity, acting on paired donors, with incorporation or reduction of molecular oxygen; monooxygenase activity
Source: RefSeq, a predicted model, not a curated record
AUGCGUAGGACUAUUGGUGAGAGUUCUAAAUAGCUUGGUGCUUUCAUUGUGGGGGAUUAUUUGAAAGGGUUUGCUUGGUUGGAUAGUUUGAGUGGUUUGGAUGGGAGGAUUGAGAAGAGCUUCAAAGAAGCAGAUGAGAUUUUGGAUAUGAUUGUUGAGGAUGAGAUGAGAGAUUGGAAAGGAAAGAGUGAGGGUGAGUGUGAGACUUUUAUUCAUGGCUUGAUCUCUCUAAUUGAUAAGGAUCAGAGGAAGGAAUUUACUUUCAGUAAGGAGAACAUCAAGGCUAUUAUCAAGGACGUGAUGGGCGCUGGAACAGAGUCAGUAUCUGUUGUGAUGGACUGGAUCAUGGCAGAGCUCCUCAAAAACCCCAACAAACUGGACAUCCUUAAAACUGAAAUCAGAAAUGUCAUUUCUGCAACAACUACAACCAUAAUCAAAGAACAAGACCUAAAAGAAAUGCACUAUUUAAGGGCAGUUAUAAAAGAGACCUUACGUUUACACCCUCCAGCAUCAUUACUUGUCCCAAGAGAAUCAAUGCAGGAAGCUCAAAUAGGACCUUAUAAGAUCCCAAAGAAUACACAAGUUAUGACCAAUGUUUGGGCCAUUGGUAGAGAUCCUCAGGUUUGGGAAGCACCAGAUGAGUUCAGGCCUGAGAGAUUUCUGGGAAGUUGUGUGGAUUUCAAAGGCUGUGAUUUUGAAUUGCUUCCAUUUGGUGCUGGGAGGAGGAUUUGUCCAGGAAUUCAGUUUUCAACUUUGAUAAUUGAGCUCACUAUUGCAAACUUGGUGCAUUUGUUUGAGUGGAAUUUGGGUAUGAAUGUGGAGGAUUUGGACAUGAUUGAAGGUCCAGGUCUUACAGGUAGGAGGAGGGUUGAACUUGUUCUUCAUGCAACUCCUUGCUUUUAAAUAUGAUGAAAUCUAAAGAUAGUUGUAAUAAUAUUUGCAUGUACAUGUUGUCUCUUUGUUUUGUGCGGGUUAUCUGUUUACUCCUCCACAUCCAGAUAGACUCAUGUUCUCUACUGUUUUUAUCUUUGUACUCUUUCUCUUAAUGUAAUCGUUCUCUUUUCUAAUAAAUGUGUUUUAUUCUCUUAUA